AUGAGGGGAAAAACACAGGAUGGAUCGGCGUCAUGCUGGUUUAAGGUCACAAUUCCACAUGCACGAAAGUGUAACAAGACAAAACUGAUGAAAUCAAUUCAGAGUUACUGCACGCUUCCUUUCGUUGCUGUGGACUUCCAUUACAUCAGGAACCAGGCCUGUUUCUUUAUUCAAGAUGAGAUUGCAGCAUCCGCCCUGAGGGAUGUGAGUGGAAAGAUUCGGGAUGAUGACAACAGAAAGAUAGCUGUGUUCAUCCAUCGCUCUGCUGCACCCUACUCUGUGCAGAAUCAACUGAAACCAGAAGAAAUGCAACUGCUGAAGCGCACUUUGUACAAACGGUAUGAUGCCAACACAAAGCGCCUUGACCUACAAAGUCUACGCCUUGACCCAGACUUGAUGCACCAUCAUAUUGACAUGAUACUGAAUCAAAGACAAUGCAUGGCUGCAACCCUACAGAUCAUUGGAACAGAAUUCCCUGAGCUCUCGGCUCUGAAUUUGUGCAACAACAAACUGCACCAUCUGGAUGGCCUGUCUGACAUUUUAGACAAGGCCCCCAAAGUCAGGUCCUUGAACCUGUGUGAUAACGAGCUUUGGACUAUACUAGAACUGGAGAAGGUAAAAGAGCUGAAGCUGGAAGAGCUGUGGCUGAAAGGGAACCCGCUGCGCAAGAUCUUCCCUGACCACGCAGCCUAUGAUGGCAAAGACUUAUCCCCACCAGUUGCAGAAAUGCAUGGACAGAAGACAACAAAACCAAGUGAGAAAAGGUCUCGAGAAAUCGAAAUGAUAAAAAAUUUGAUCCUCAAUUUCCUUCACCACUAUUACUUCAUCUAUGACUAUGGAGAUCGCCAUACUCUUAUUAAUGUUUACCACGAGAAGGCUUAUUUCUCUCUGAGCACUGUCUUCAACUCCACAGACCCGGUCCCGACCGAAUUGUGUGAAUAUGCCAAGAUCAGCAGGAAUAUCAAGAACAUCACAGAAGCAAACCUGAGGAGGCAACUGCUGAAGCACACAAACCAUGCCAUCGUGGACACCCUCAACACGUUGCCUAAAACUCGACAUUACUUCAGCUCCUUCUCAAUAGACACCUGCUUCUACACAGUGAGCACCUGCUUCCUCCCUCUGGCAGGCUUGAAAUGCCUUGAGGACAAUGAGUGGAACUUUACCAGUGCGGUGCAGGCCUUCUACACGCUCCAGGUGAGGCCUGGGAAGCAAGCGGGACCAGGGUGUCAUUCCAAAGGAGGCGUUCAAGAAAAGCACCUGAAAGAAUCUCAAGCUCUGCUCGGCAUGUUAGCCAUGACUUUCUCUUUUGCCGAAUAUCAGGUGUUGUUCAUUAUUGGGUUUGUAGACCUGGGCUUCUGA
Molecule: messenger RNA, 1359 nt
Organism: Ochotona curzoniae (black-lipped pika)
Lineage: Eukaryota; Metazoa; Chordata; Mammalia; Lagomorpha; Ochotonidae
Product: nuclear RNA export factor 2-like
Exons: 15
Coding region: 1-1359 (452 amino acids)
Biological process (GO): poly(A)+ mRNA export from nucleus
Cellular component (GO): nucleus; cytoplasm
Molecular function (GO): RNA binding; protein binding
Source: RefSeq, a predicted model, not a curated record